GUGUGUUCGGUGCGCCGUGGUCUCAGCCCAGCAGUGUUGACAAAAGGGUGAAAAGAAGCGGCCGAGAAGAAUCGAACCCAGGGGCCAGGGCCACACCAGCAGCUCCACGGCUCACAGGAAUGUAACUGCGUUCGCCUGAUCGUUUAGCAUCUCGCCAUUGAUGGGAGUUUGAGGAUCUCUCCGUGGGAAGGAAAAGGAAAAACUCGUGGGGUUUUUUGGCCGUUUUGAGGGCCGAGAUUUCGCUGCCGCUCCGCCGCUGCUUGGGGAGAGGCUGUCCGCACCGAGCUGGAGGUAGCCCGAACACUUAGCCUCGUAGCUUUCUCGAACGUAGGAUAAACUUCCUCGCCCGCCCGCCGUCUCCGUCGCGAACCGCAGAGGAUCAAGGUAAAGUACUGCGAUCUUGGAGCUGCGGCUUGUCGGGCUUGGGUCGGGAUCGGGACGGUGUGUGUCUCCCAGCCCAGCCUAGCUAACGGUAGCAGCAUUAGCACUGCCCCUGUAUUUACACCUGGGAUGAUGGGUGAUCGCCCGAGCCCGCCCAGCAGGGCUAUGUCCUCGGCAGCCACCACGUCUCCAUCUGUGGACAAAGUGGACGGAUUUUCACGGAAGUCUGUCAGGAAGGCCAAGCAGAAGCGGUCGCAGAGUUCGUCCCAGUUCCGCUCUCAGGGCAAACCCAUCGAGCUCACGCCCCUACCGCUGCUCAAGGACGUGCCGGCGCCGGAGCAGCCAGAGCUGUUCCUGAAGAAGCUGCAGCAGUGCUGUACGGUCUUUGACUUCAUGGACACGCUGUCGGACCUCAAGAUGAAGGAGUACAAACGCUCCACGCUCAACGAGCUGGUGGACUACGUGACGGUCAGCCGGGGAUACCUGACGGAGCAGGCCUACCCCGAGGUGGUCAAAAUGGUGUCUCACAACAUAUUCCGGACCCUUCCGCCCAGCGACAGUAACGAGUUUGACCCUGAGGAAGACGAGCCGACACUCGAGGCCUCCUGGCCACACUUACAGUUGGUAUAUGAGUUCUUCAUUCGGUUCUUGGAGAGUCAGGAAUUCCAGCCCAGCAUUGCCAAAAAGUACAUAGACCAGAAGUUUGUCCUACAGCUCUUGGAGUUGUUUGACAGCGAGGAUCCUCGGGAGAGAGACUAUCUGAAGACAGUCUUGCAUAGAAUCUACGGCAAAUUCCUGGGGCUGAGGGCUUUUAUACGAAAACAGAUCAAUAAUAUUUUUCUACGUUUUGUUUAUGAGACGGAGCACUUCAACGGGGUGGCUGAGUUGCUGGAGAUCCUGGGGAGUAUAAUCAAUGGUUUCGCUCUGCCUCUGAAAGCCGAGCAUAAACAGUUUCUGGUCAAAGUGUUGAUUCCCCUCCACACUGUCAGGAGUCUGUCCCUCUUCCAUGCACAGUUGGCGUAUUGCAUUGUACAGUUCCUAGAGAAAGACCCAACAUUAACAGAACCAGUCAUCAGAGGCUUACUGAAGUUCUGGCCAAAAACCUGCAGUCAAAAAGAGGUGAUGUUUCUAGGAGAGCUGGAGGAGAUUCUGGACGUCAUUGAACCGACACAGUUCGUGAAGAUCCAGGAGCCGCUGUUCAAACAGAUCUCCAGAUGUGUCUCCAGCCCACAUUUCCAGGUUGCAGAACGAGCUCUGUACUACUGGAACAACGAAUACAUCAUGAGUCUGAUCGAGGAGAACUCCAGCGUCAUCCUGCCCAUCAUGUUCGCCAGCCUCUACAGGAUCUCCAAAGAGCACUGGAACCCGGCAAUCGUGGCGCUGGUCUACAACGUCCUGAAGGCCUUCAUGGAGAUGAACAGUACCUUAUUUGAUGAACUCACAGCCACUUACAAGUCAGACCGCCAGCGUGAGAAGAAGAAGGAGAAGGAGCGGGAGGAGCUGUGGAAGAAGCUGGAGGACCUGGAGCUGAAGCGGGGCCUUAGGAGCGACGGCAUCAUCCCGACUUAACGACGACGUCGCCGGCUCCCCUCCGCCUCCCUCCUCCCCCCUCCGCCUCCCCUCCACCCCCUCCUCCCCCAAACCAGCCGCCGCCUCCGGAUCGACUCGGAGCACCGCCGGUUUCUUAACUGUUUAUUUUCUUAUGUUUUUUUUUUUUUCUCCUGUGUUUGUGCGACUUACUUUACAGUAGAUUCAUCACGUCUGUUUUCAUUAUUUCAACAGCACUGUAAAUAAUUAUUUUUCUCUUUUUUUUCUUUUUUUUUCCCUUAAACUGAUAUUAUUGCAAACGGGGAAAAAAAACAAAACAAGAAUAAUAAUAAUAAUAAUAAUAAUAAAAAGGAAGAAAAAAAUAGAAAAUGAGAAAAUGACUUGUGUGGGAUGGGGAUUCAAACAAAAACAAAAAAAAAACUUUUUGGACUGUAGGACAUGAAAUGAACUCUUGGAAAACAACAAAAAAAAAAAAACAAAAAAAGAGAAGAUAGAUUGAUUUUAACUCUUCAGUACAGUCCCAUAUGUCAUUUUUAUUUUCCUGGUUCUCCUCUUUGCUUUUCCUCUCGUCACCUCCCUCGUCUCCCCCUGAACUCACCCUCCUGUUUGAAUAAACUCAACAGAACCGCACAUUAAAUAACAACAGGGACUCUGGCUGUGUUUACAUGCGCGUUCAGUCAAAACUAUUGACAAAUUCUGGCUCAAAAAACCCAAAUUUAUUCACAUAUUUCUGCAUCUGAAGUGAAUUAAAAGAAUCAUAUUUUAAAAAAUUACAUUUUCAACACUUCAGAAUUGAUUUUUUCAACCUGUUUAAGGUCCAAAAACAGAAACGUAUUUAAAGUUAAGCUGCUUAAUUAGUCCCCGACUGGUUUGAUGAUCAGUUUGUUUUUUAAAAUGAAAACAAUCUAAAUUCUCUAAUUGCAGCUGCUUAAAUGUCUUUUUUUCAGGUUUCUUUCCUCCUUUGUGACGUAAACUUUAAUUUUCUUGGGUUGUGGACAAACGAGACAUUUAACGAAACACUGAUCGCCUUUUUUCUCCAUUUUAUGGCGACAAUUUAUCGACUAAUCAGUAAAAUAGCACAAGAACAGUGUGCUAAAUGUGCAUAUUUCCUUCUAAAAACCUGUCGACAAUAAGCUUCAGGUGUGCUCAGUCUUCUAAUUCUUCAAAUUAUUCAGCAUUUAUUAAACUUAUGUGUACAGAAUUCUUUGUUUUUCUUUGCUUUAGCGCCACCUGGUGGUAAACAGCAGGUAAAACACUGACAGGAGCCUUUCAAAUCCAACUUUAUUAGGAUUUAAAUAAUAAAAUACACCAAAAUCUAAUAAAUAUUUCAUACUCGGAAGUGAAAAAUGUACGUUAUAUUCCAAAAUUUGUGUAUUAGAUGCAGAAAAUUUAUAAUUAAAGCAAAAUAUUGUCCCUAAAGUUGCUCCACGUGUGCUGUGAAACUCGUAUUUUCCAUUUUAGAGGCAUUUUUAUCCUGUAAAAUCCUUUAAAUUUGUACACAGGAUUAGAAAAAUCUUCUCAAACUUCAGCAUUAUUUUAACCUCUGGAUGCAGGGAUCAUUAUAUUCCACUACUUUGUCGCCACCUGGUGGUAAACAGCGAGUAAAACGUGCAAGAACCUUAAAAUUGCAACUUAAAUAUGAUUUAAAUACUGAAAUAAACCAAAAUCUAAUAAAUAUUUGCUAGUUAAAAGCCAUGAUUUGUACAUUAGAUGUGCAAAUUAGGAAUUUAAGUAAAACUUUGAUCCAAAAUUAGUAACAGCUGUGUUGUGAAAAUGUUAUUUUCCAUUUUGGAGUUUAGUAUUUUACAUAAAGUUGGACUUUAUUCCUGUAAAAUCCUUAAAAAUGUAUGCAGAGAAUCUAAAGCCUGAUUAAAACUUUACUUUGGCGCCAUCUGUUGGUAAAUAAACACCAGCAGAAGACAGAAAAUCCAACUAAAAUACGACUAAUACUGAAAUAACCCCAAAUGUUCUAAAUAUUGAAGUCACAGGAGAGUCUGAGGUGGGAAAAAGACAAUUUAAGGCCAAAAUGCACAAAAUCAGAAUCCAAGUAAAUAUUUGACCCAAAAAUGUGCACCACUUCUGCUUUAAAACGGUUAUUUUCAAUUUUACAAUUAAAUAUUUCAGUUUUUAUUCAUUUCAGAUCCUGUCAGCUGUCAUUUAUUCGUCCUUUUGGUUCCCUGAAGCCGACAAAUUUGUGUUCAUAUUUUGAAUCCAGACUAAAACUUCUGUCAAACUUGCUGAGGCGCCACCUGGUGGUAAAUUAUGUAUCUGCAGGAGGCUAAAAAUCCAACGGAAACAUGACUGAAAUACUCAAAUAAACCACAGUCAGAAAUAUUUAACAGACUGAAAUGACAGAGGUGGAAAACAUUCAAAUUAAUCACCAGAAUCUGUUGGAUGCACAAAUUAAGAUUUUAAGUAAAAUGUGAGCUGGGAUAUUUGUUUCUCUUUACUUUGGCGUCAUCUGGUGGUGAGUUAUGCAUCUGCAGGAGGCUAAAAAUCCAAUUUAAACCACAAUCAUGAAUAUUUAACACAGAAAUGACAAAUGUGGAAAAAAAAAUUCAAAUUAAAGCCCAAAAUCUGUUCAUUGGACUCACAAAUUCGGAAUUUCAGUAAAAGUUUGUCAAUUAUUUGUUGAUUGGGAUGUUUUGUUUCCAUAAAAUAACCCCUAAAAACCCACCUUUCGACCCUGAACGCUGUAUGUAAACACACCCACCUCGCCUCCUCCACUAACAGUCCUGCUCUCUCGUUGACUCCGCCCUCUCUCCCUCCUCACCUGCCCUCCAGGUGCGUCGGCCAUCAGUCUGGAACUGGUGCCGUCCGGCCACAGCGGGACUUUCAGCUCCGAACACAGACAAAAAAAAAGGAAAAAAAAAGUCACCAAAAAACCCUUCCUCUUCCUGUUGUGAAAAGACGAGCGCCCCGCCUCACCUGUCCUCACCUGUCCUGGUCCAUGUCGCCCACCGGGGGGCGCCGCGUCGACUCACAGUAUUACAGCAGCAGCGAUGACAAAAAAAGAACCCUGUACAUUGUUAUUGAAUGCAGUACACUGAUAAUCUUGUAUCUUGUAGUAAUUUAGAUUUGUUUUUUUGCGUAGGAACCUGUGGAGAGGAGUAUCCAGUAUAUAAAGAGGUAUUAUGGAACAAGACUUCCUGGUAUUUAUGAUAGUGUUUCCCCCUUUUAGUCGCUUUCUUUUCUUUCUCCCUCUUGGUUUUUAUCUCAUUUUGGAUAUUUUGAUGAAGUUUCUUUACACCAUUUUUUUUCCUUUUUUUUUUUUAGUGCAGGGAAGGGAGGGGUCAGGGCAGGUAGGCAGGCAGGAGGGGUGGAAGAGGAGAAGGCCCGGGGCAGAUCUAGUUGCCCCGCCGGGGGUAAAAACAUUUUUUUUCUUGGUUUUUUUUUUCGACAGCAGAACCUCCCCCCUCCUCCCUCGCAGAAUUAAUGUGUGCUUUAGAACGGCCCAGAUAUAAUAUGAUUUAAAAGCUGAGAAAAAAAAAGAUAAAAAAGGGUUGGAGAAAUACAAAUGUUUAAUUAUUUUAAAAAAUAAAGAGAUAUUAAAUUAAACCUGUUUUGUGAUAAAGCCCAGA
This is a messenger RNA of Amphiprion ocellaris (clown anemonefish), 5510 nucleotides long. RefSeq names its product protein phosphatase 2, regulatory subunit B', epsilon isoform b (gene ppp2r5eb). The record is from RefSeq and is a predicted model, not a curated record. The transcript is spliced from 14 exons. Gene Ontology annotation, biological process: signal transduction; protein dephosphorylation. Bases 511 to 1950 code for a protein of 479 amino acids. Gene Ontology annotation, cellular component: nucleus; protein phosphatase type 2A complex; cytosol. NCBI's taxonomy places the organism in Eukaryota, Metazoa, Chordata, Actinopteri, Pomacentridae. Gene Ontology annotation, molecular function: protein phosphatase activator activity.